This is a messenger RNA of Anneissia japonica, 3492 nucleotides long. Its product is annotated as MAM and LDL-receptor class A domain-containing protein 1-like. The coding region runs from base 1 to 3255 and encodes 1084 amino acids. Gene Ontology annotation, molecular function: calcium ion binding. The record is from RefSeq and is a predicted model, not a curated record. NCBI's taxonomy places the organism in Eukaryota, Metazoa, Echinodermata, Crinoidea, Comatulida, Comatulidae. The transcript is spliced from 17 exons. Gene Ontology annotation, cellular component: membrane.
AUGCCGAGAAGCUCUUUACAGGUGAAGGUUCUGGCGAGUUGCAGGCCUGUUAUAGUUGAAACUUGCGAUAUUGACUGCUUGAAUGGCGGAGUCUGUGUCUCGGAUUACGGAAUCGAGAACUGUCAGUGUAUGCCUGGUUUUGUUGGACAAACUUGCAAUAUAUCACAAAACCAAUGUGGUUUCGAGGAUCCACACAUCUGUUACUUUGUACAAGAUGAAUAUGAUGAUUUUGAUUGGAUAAGAACAUCUGGCUCAACACGCACAUCUGCUACUGGCCCUGCUUAUGACCACACCUACGGAACAUUACAAGGUUCCUACAUGUACAUCGAAACUUCAUAUCCGCAAUACAACUACCAAACCGCUCGUCUUUGGACACUGUCAUAUCCUGCAACAAAUGGCACAUGCGUCAAGUGGUUUUACCACAUGUACGGGGCUACAGUGAACACAUUGAAUGUGUACCUAGUCAAUAAGGAAGGUACCGUUGGUGCACCUGCGUGGACAAAUAGAAACAAUCAAGGAAACAUUUGGCGACUUGGAAAACUGUCAGUUGAAACAAAGAGUGCCUUCCAGAUAAUGUUUGAAGGAAUUGUAGGAAGUAGAACUACAGGAGAUAUUGCUUUAGACGACGUCAGGAUCAUCGAUGGGGCAUGUUUGAGAAACGCACAAAACCAAUGUGAUUUCGAGGAUCCACACAUCUGUUACUUUGUACAAGAUGAAUAUGAUGAUUUUGAUUGGAUAAGAACAUCUGGCUUAACACUCACAUCUGGUACUGGCCCUGCGUAUGACCACACCUACGGAACAUUACAAGGUUCCUACAUGUACAUCGAAACUUCAUAUCAGCGAUACAACCAAACCGCUCGUCUUUGGACAUUGUCAUAUCCCGCAACAAAUGGCACAUGCGUCAAGUGGUUUUACCACAUGUACGGGGCCACAGUGAACACAUUGAAUGUGUACAUAGUCAAUACAGAAGGUACCGUUGGUGCACCUGCGUGGACAAAUAGAAACAAUCAAGGAAACAUUUGGCGACUUGGAAAACUGUCAGUUGAAACAAAGACUUCCUUCCGGAUAGUGUUUGAAGGAAUUACAGGAAGUAGUUAUACAGGAGAUAUUGCUUUAGAUGACUUCAGGAUCAUCGAUGGGGCAUGUUUGAGAAACGAAACUUGCGAUAUUGACUGCUUGAAUGGCGGAGUCUGUGUCUCGGAUUACGGAAUCGAGAACUGUCAGUGUAUGCCUGGUUUUGUUGGACCAACGUGCAAUAUAUCACAAUACGAAUGUGAUUUCGAAGAUCCACACAUCUGUUACUUUGAACAAGAUAAACAUGAUGAUUUUGAUUGGAGAAGAAGAUCUGGAUCAACAUACUUAUUAAGAAGGCCUACUGGCCCUAUAUAUGACCACACCUACGGAACAUUACAAGGUUCCUAUAUGUGCAUCGAAACAUAUUCGGGGUACAACAACCAAACCUCUCGUCUUUGGACAUUGUCAUAUCCCGCAACAAAUGGCACAUGCGUCAAGUGGUUUUACCACAUGUACGGAGCCACAGUGAACACAUUGAAUGUGUACAUAGUCAAUACAGAAGGUACCCUUGGUGCACCUGCGUGGACAAAUAGAAACAAUCAAGGAAACAUUUGGCGACUUGGAAAACUGUCAGUUGAAACAAAGACUUCCUUCCGGAUAGUGUUUGAAGGAAUUACAGGAAGUAGUUAUACAGGAGAUAUUGCUUUAGAUGACUUCAGGAUCAUCGAUGGGGCAUGUUUGAGAAACGAAACUUGCGAUAUUGACUGCUUGAACGGCGGAGUCUGUGUGUCGGAUUACGGAAUCGAGAACUGUCAGUGUAUGCCUGGUUUUGUUGGACCAACGUGCAAUAUAUCACAAAACCAAUGUGAUUUCGAGGAUCCACACAUCUGUUACUUUGUACAAGAUGAAUAUGAUGAUUUUGAUUGGAUAAGAACAUCUGGCUCAACACUCACAUCUGGUACUGGCCCUGCUUAUGACCACACCUACGGAACAUUACAAGGUUCCUAUAUGUACAUCGACACAUAUCCGGGAUACAACAACAAAAAAGCUCUUCUUUGGACAUUGUCAUAUCCCGCAACAAAUGGCACAUGCGUCAAGUGGUUUUACCACAUGUACGGAGCCACAGUGAACACAUUGAAUGUGUACAUAGUCAAUACAGAAGGUACCAUUGGUGCACCUGCGUGGACAAAUAGAAACAAUCAAGGAAACAUUUGGCGACUUGGAAAACUGUCAGUUGAAACAAAGACUUCCUUCCAGAUAGUGUUUGAAGGAAUUGGAGGAAGUAGUUAUACAGGAGAUAUUGCUUUAGAUGACUUCAGGAUCAUCGAUGGGGCAUGUUUGAGAAACGAAACUUGCGAUAUUGACUGUUUGAAUGGCGGAGUCUGUGUCUCGGAUUUCGGAAUCGAGAACUGUCAGUGUAUGGCUGGUUUUUUUGGACCAACUUGCAAUAUAUCACAAAAGCAAUGUGAUUUCGAGGAUCCACACAUCUGUUACCUUGAACAAGAUGAAAAUGAUGAUUUUGAUUGGAUAAGAAGAUCUGGAUCAACAUCCUUACAUGGUACUGGCCCUGCGUAUGACCACACAUAUGGAACAUUACAUGGUUUUUACAUAUACAUAGAAUCUUCAGAUCAAAACCUCAAUGACAUUGCUCGCAUUUGGACAACUUUAUAUCCUGCAACGAAAGGCACAUGCGUCCAGUGGUACUACCAUAUGAACGGGGAAACAGUGAACACACUGAAUGUGUAUAUAGUCAAUACAACAAGUACUGUUGGCACAAUUGCGUGGACAAAUAGAAACAACCAAGAGAACUCUUGGCGACUUGGACAAAUCUCAGUUGAAACAAAGAGUGCCUUCCAAAUAAUGUUUGAAGGCAUUGUAGGAAGUAGUUAUACAGGAGAUAUUGCUUUAGAUGACAUCACGAUCACCGAUGGAAUAUGUUUCACAAAUGAUAAUGAGGCGCCAAUAAUCACAUUUUGUCCAUUAGAUGCAUAUCUUUUGGCAGACAAGACAAACAAUACUGCUGUUGCAGUCUGGAAUUCUCCUGCUGCAACAGAUAACUCAGAUGUGCCUCCAUAUAUUACAACAAAUAUUCAGCAAGGGGAUUUGUUAGCAAUUGGAAACCACCUUGUAUCAGUCACUGUUAAGGACAGUUCAGGAAACAUCAACAGCUCAUGUUCUUUCAACUUAACAGUCAUAGAUCACAUUUUGUUAAUAUCAGAACGGAAGCACCAACGGAAAUGAAUGAUUAUGUAACACCAAUAAAUGUACCAACCUAUUAUUCAGCUAUUAUCAAACAGUCUAACGGUAUGGACUUGCACAGGAGUGAUAAUACCCCUCCUGAUUAUGAUGAAAUUCCAAAUGGUGAUACAGGAUAUGAAGUACCUCUGGAAACCAGCGGUAUAGGCAGUGAUGUUGCACCACAAUCUAUGGAAACACAGUUGGGAAAUAAUCUAGCGUAUGAACAUGAUUAUGUGCCAA